CAACUACGGUUUCAGGUUCAGCCUCAAUUGUUUAAAGAUUGUGAAGUAAAAAUGGCCUCAUACACUUCUCAGAACUCUCAGCCUGCACUCCCUUUGCACCUGUGUUUCUUCUUGCUUACUUUGUUGAUGUUCCUUGGUUUCUCAUGGUACUUAAACUAUGAGCCAAUAAUGGAGAGUUUAAUGGACCAAGUGAAGUUGGUGCUAAUGGUUUCGCCUUUGUUGCUUCUUCUAGUUGUUCACUUUCUUUCUAACUAUGGCGAUGGAGGGGUCUUGUCUUCACUCAUUCCUUUGCCAGAGAGAGAGUCACUGCAUAGAGCUGGUGGAACUCCUUGGGGUGUUGGCUUGGUUCUUGUUCUUCUUCUCUUCAUGGUUUCUUACCAAUCCUCUUUUCAAGAACGUUGGUUCCCUCUCCUUAGCAGGUGAGAAGAGUUGUGAAUUUGUGAUGUGAGGUUCUUAUUGCAUGACAUGACAUGUGAUGAAUCUUUGUUUGUAAUGUAAUUACUGUAAGUUAGUGGUUACUUCUCAGGAAUUUUCAUGAAAUGAGAUUUGACUUUUUUUUGUAUGUAUAUUUGUUAUUGUUUUUUUUUUUUUUUAUCAAAAGGUGAUG
Abrus precatorius (Indian licorice) is the source of this 607-nucleotide messenger RNA. RefSeq lists its product as uncharacterized. Lineage: Eukaryota; Viridiplantae; Streptophyta; Magnoliopsida; Fabales; Fabaceae. Bases 52 to 423 code for a protein of 123 amino acids. The record is from RefSeq and is a predicted model, not a curated record. The transcript has a single exon.